Molecule: messenger RNA, 1336 nt
Organism: Halichondria panicea
Lineage: Eukaryota; Metazoa; Porifera; Demospongiae; Suberitida; Halichondriidae
Product: RING finger protein 151-like
Exons: 2
Coding region: 120-1010 (296 amino acids)
Molecular function (GO): zinc ion binding
Source: RefSeq, a predicted model, not a curated record
UUCUGCAGAGUUGUCAGUAAACACUAGAUCUACCUUUAACUUUCUAAGCUCAGCUGUGCUAACUGUUGCUUAUAAGCACAAGUAAACAACUUGGGAACAUACAUCUUCAACUGCUCAUAAUGGGACUAGAUGUGGAAUCCUUUGUUGACAAGGUGGAUCAAAGCCUUCUCUGUCAAAUGUGCUCCAAAGUUCUUGAAGAGCCAAUGGUUGCUGACUGUGGUCACUCUUUCUGCAACCCCUGCAUGCAAAAAGCUCUAACAAAGAAGAGAGUUACAUGCCCUACAUGCAGACAAGUCAUCACUAACGACCAACUGAGCCCAGCUGGGGAUGAUCUAGUGGAACAGCUAGGAAAGCUUUCUCUCCAUUGCAAAAACCAAGCCUCUGGCUGUGAGACGGUCACUCACUUGAAAGAAAUGGACGCACAUGUUGGGACUGAGUGUGAGUAUCGUCUUGUUCCAUGUGAGCACAAAAGUUGUGAUUCUAGUGUCCCCCUUCUCAAACUGGAGAGUCACAUGGACACUUGUGAUUAUCGCAUCGUUGAAUGCAAAGUCUGUAAGACGUGCGUGCCCCGUAAAGACAUGCCUGCUCAUCAAGCUGUCAAAAGAUGUUUCGAGCAACUCAACAAGAGACGAAUGGUCACAAGCGCCCGUAGAAUCUCGCAAGAGCUUCGAGAACACAGAGUAGACUUGGUUCGUGAUCGUCAUCUGACUGAACAAGCUGAGAGACACUUGGUGAAAAGACAUUACGGUAUGGACGAGAGUUCAAGGCAUCGAAGAGCAGUGAGUGCAGGACCAGUGCUGAUGAGGUCUAUCGAGUCUAGGGUGGGGAGUGCAGUGGUUCCACACUAUUCCAGGAACCUGAAGAGUGCUGCUCUCGACUCGUGUCGGGGGUGUACUAACAAGUUCACAGCUGGUAGACGGCCCAGUGCAAGGAGACACUCCCACUUAAAGGUAGGUUUUAAUUUAAGAGUUUCUUUGUAUUUUUUGUAUUGUAGAGCAGCCGAAAAUUAAGUUCUAUGUCACUAUCCUGAGCUGUUCGAUACGAUAUUUUAAACUGCAUGGGUAGUUUACAAAAAUGUGCACUAACAAAAAUUACCCACUGUACGGUAUGUUAUUGUGUAUUAUUGUGAUCCUUCCAUGCUCAUUAUCAACUGGCCGGGCUCUUCCUUCUCCUCUUCAAAUAGCCAUGUGACCACUGUCAAAAUUGGCGGAGAUGGAAUGGUCCUAGAGGAUGGCCUAGUGUCAUGUCCUAAACAACACUACCUCGUCUGUUUUAAUAUAAUUACAUGUGUAUUGCUAAAAUGAAUGUUCCUAUAAUUUAUAAGUUUGAAUUUGUC